AUGUCUACCAGAAAGUGGAUUGAUAAGAAACAGGGGAAGACCUACAAAGUGGUGCACAGGGCCCAUGAUGAUCCUUUAUACCACGAUGAGGAUGCAUCAGAACAUGUUUUAGUUGAGGUUCAAAACCCAAAUAAUAGAAAGAUCAAAACUAAAGCUCAAUUAGAAGAAGAAUUUAAAGAAGAAUUGGAAGAUAUGAGAGAAAAUGAAGGUGAAGCAGCAUUGUAUGGUAUUACAUAUGAUGAUUCCAAGUACGAUUAUAUGCAACAUUUGAAACCAAUAGGGAAAAGUGAUGGUGUGUUUGUUGAAAAGGAUGGUAAAGUACAAAAAAAGAAAGGUAUAGUGUUUAAAGAUGGGUUUGAAUUACCUGAAGAUGUUUUACCUUCAAAGAAGACUGUUACACAAACUUAUCAAGAUCAGCAAAAUAUUCCAGAUGAAAUUGCAGGUUUCAAACCUGAUAUGAAUCCUGCCUUGAGAGAAGUUUUAGAAGCUUUAAAUGAUGAAGCAUACGUUGAAGAAGGUGAUGAUAUUUUCCAAGAUUUACUACAAGGUGGUGCUGAAGAAGUUGAUGAAGAAGAUUUUGAAGAUCAAUUUGACGAAUGGGAUCUUGAUAAUUAUGAAGAUGAAAUGGCUCAAUAUGAUGAGAAGGCUUUUGAAAAAGAAGGUGAUGAGGGUUGGGAAGCUGAUUUUAGAAAAUAUAAAGCUGUUAGUAAAAACAAAAAGAAUGAUUGGGAUAGUGAUGAUGAAUUUGAAGAUGAAGAAGAUGUUGUUCCAGAUUUACCUUCAUUUGAUGCUAAUUCUAAAAGUAAAUCAGGUAAAGGUUCAAAGAGAAAGCAACGUCAAAAGAAAGGUGCCAUGACUGAUACUUCAAGUUUUUCCAUGUCAAGUUCAGCAAAUUUCAGAAAUGAAGGGUUGACAUUAUUAGAUGAUAGAUUUGAAAAAGUUAUGAAAGAUUUUGAAGAUGAGUUUUUCGAAGAAGAAGAUGAGGAAGAACCUAAAGAAUUCGAUAUGAAGAACGAAAGAGCAGACUUUGAAGGAAUGUUGGAUGAUUUCUUGGAUAAUUAUGAAAUUGAAGGUAAACGUAGAAUUGUCAAGAAGAAUCCAGAAUUGGAUAAAUUGAAAAAAGCUGCUGAUAGUGCUUCAAAGGGUAAAUUAGCUCAAAGAAGAAGAAAAGAAAAUGAUGAUGGAGCUGACCCUUUGAAAGGAAAACUUGGUAAUCUAAGAAUAUAG
Molecule: messenger RNA, 1227 nt
Organism: Hansenula anomala
Lineage: Eukaryota; Fungi; Ascomycota; Saccharomycetes; Phaffomycetales; Wickerhamomycetaceae
Gene: LTV1
Product: ribosome biogenesis protein LTV1
Exons: 1
Coding region: 1-1227 (408 amino acids)
Biological process (GO): ribosomal small subunit biogenesis; ribosomal small subunit export from nucleus
Cellular component (GO): preribosome, small subunit precursor; nucleus; cytosol
Source: RefSeq, a predicted model, not a curated record